UGCAAAUGACGACUCCACACGAACCAAAGGCUUUCCUUCCAAAGCAGCUCAUACACUUCCCCAUGCGUUUGAUUGCCACACUCACGUUAAACCCGCCAAACCAAUGCGUUCCACGCGUCACCCAUGAGGUUCUACCUUCUUGGGCUUUGAAUCUCAACCUCUCAAUUUCUGAAACCUCAAUCAAUCUCAGCCGCCCUCACACCUAAUAGCGAAAACCCCAAAACUUCCUCGUCUGCUCCGCUUCCCCGCCGGUUCCCAAGAACCAGAGACCCCCUUCCACCACUCAAAAACAGACCUAUAAAACACGUUCCCUUUGUGGCUCUCUCUAAUCGCCCUCCAACCCAAACACCAAUCCAUCUACGAGAAACGCCAAUGUUUAGUUUCCGCCAGUUGCAUGAGUGGGGAAACGUCUGAGUUAUGGAGACAACUUGUGUUAUUCAAAAACCCCAAAAGAAGCAGAAACUGAAUGAAGAAGAUGACAUAGAUGGGAACAGAAAAUGCUUAGGAAACUUACCUGAGGAGAUUCUUCGACACAUCAUUUCCUUUCUUCCAACAAAAGGUGCUGUUAAGACUAGCGUUCUUUGUAAAAGGUGGGAGUACCUAUGGACUUCAAUUCCUAAUCUAGAUUUUGACUUGUUACGAUUGUCGCCCGCUGAGAGAAAGCGUAAGAGAACGCUUUUUAUGAAUUUUGUGGAUAGGGUUCUUUGUCUUCGUGACUCCCCUGUUCUAAAACGAUUCACUGUCCGUUUUGAUGUGCUAAGUGAUGCAUCUCGUGUUAAUGCGUGGAUCUCUGAUGUAAUAAGGCAUAAUGUUGAAGAGUUGUAUAUUCAGCUUGUCAAGUUCAAGGGAGAAUCUUCACUGCCUCAUUGCUUGUUUACUUGUAAGACUCUCACAAGCUUACGUCUUGAUAUGCCCUAUAUCCUCAAGCUUCCCACCACGAUUUGCUUCUCAAAUCUAAAGAUCUUGGCUAUGAAAAGUGUAACGUUUUCAGAUGAGCACUUAAUCUAUCGUUUUUUUUCUGCUCUAACAGUCCUUGAGAAGUUGGAAUUAUAUGGUUGCAGCUGGGGGGAUCUCAAAGUAGUGGGUAUUUAUCUUCCCAAGCUUCAUUCUCUGAGCAUACGUGAAUUCGAGGAAAGUUAUGGGGAUGAUUGUAUGGUUAUUAUUUUAGGAAACAGUCUCAAAGAAUUUUAUUACAAGGGUUUAAUGUUCAGCAAAUAUGGCUUUUAUGAGCCAGUCAAAAUGAAAAUGGCACAUAUUGAUAUCAAAGCUAAUAGAAAAUCAGAUCAAAUUACUCAUAACAGGUAUAAGAAGCUUCUUACACAGUUCUCCAACGUAGAAUCCCUGAGAAUUUCCUCUGAGAUUCUAAAAUAUGCAACAAAAGUCCCACCCCAUAUGCCUCUGUACAAUAACUUGGUGGAACUGGUAUUCUUCUAUUCGUCAGUAGAUCUUGACUGUGAAGCAGUACUGAAUUUGCUGCAAGGAUCUCCUUGUCUUCAGAAUCUGGAAUUUUGGGGGGGUAUCCGUCUCUCCUCAAAUUGUGAACAAGAUGAUUGGAUAUUUGACUCAGUGCCUUCAUGUUUCUUGUCACACCUCAACCGGAUUAAAGUUGGUAGGUAUCAUGGAUCGAAGGAGGAGCUUUCUGCAGUAAAGAUUUUGCUCAAGAAUUCUGUUGUCUUGAAAGAAAUGGUUAUAACUUGCAAAGAAUAUUUUGCAAUGUACGUAGAGGAGCAAGAUCAUUUUACAUGGAACCUAGAGAAGCAAGAGAACCAAUACAAACAGUUGAUAGAGCUAUCUAGAGGGUCAAAAAAUUGCAAAAUAGUCUUUUUAUGAGCUUUUGCUCUAAAAAAAAAAGGGAUUAAAUUAAUGUAUUUUGGAAGAUGUAAAAGUAUUGCUAGCUGGCUUUCUACCUUA
This is a messenger RNA of Alnus glutinosa, 1911 nucleotides long. Its product is annotated as F-box/FBD/LRR-repeat protein At5g56420-like. Gene Ontology annotation, molecular function: protein binding. The record is from RefSeq and is a predicted model, not a curated record. The coding region runs from base 418 to 1830 and encodes 470 amino acids. Lineage: Eukaryota; Viridiplantae; Streptophyta; Magnoliopsida; Fagales; Betulaceae. The transcript is spliced from 4 exons.